Molecule: messenger RNA, 897 nt
Organism: Ruditapes philippinarum (Manila clam)
Lineage: Eukaryota; Metazoa; Mollusca; Bivalvia; Venerida; Veneridae
Exons: 6
Coding region: 1-897 (298 amino acids)
Source: RefSeq, a predicted model, not a curated record
AUGUACAAUAUAUUCUUAGGUUCAGUAAAUGCAGAUAAUUCGAUGAAUGCAGGUACUACAAUUUUAGCAACGGCAUCCAAAUCAUCUGGUCCUGCCAUCGUUCAGUACACGAAAUCAUCGUCAGUGGCUAACACAUAUUUGUUAAAUACAGCGAAUAUGUUUGAUCUGAACACAACCAAUGGUCAAGUAUAUGUGAGAACAAACCCUGCUGUAGAAUACGAUUAUACGUACACUAUUGGAGUAUGUAUACACAGUCGACGCCAACAGUCGUGUGCAACUAUGACGAUUAACUUUGACGGUUGUUUCCAAACACCAAAUUGUCGAGAUCAGAGCGAUACCACCACCUUUAGUGAUCAAUUCCCAGACGGCGGUACCUUGUUCACAAUGACAUACGACAAUCCGUCGGCUCAUUUCACGUCGAUCAGUUCAACAUGGCAGAAUCUUAACUUUAAUAUAACGUCGACUACACUUAAUGUGGCAUCACUUGACCUUAAUACAGGUGUCCUUUCAACAACAGGUAAUGUUACAGUAUGGCCGGAUUACCCUUACUCCACACAUACCAUUGUAGUUACAGUGAGUAAUCCUGGACAUUCGUGUUCCUAUACCUCAACAUGCACAAUAAGCAUGCGGUUCUCUUUCACUAACUGGCCUAUCAGCAUUACAAAUACGGAUUUAAGCACAAAUCACCACGAGGACACUGAUGCACGGACUCUCGUGCACAGUAUUAUCACAUAUGACUACAACAAUCCGGACCAUGACAACGUCACGUGCGUUGUUGUCACCAAUGAAGAACCAACCCUUCUUGAAUUAACCCAUGACGGCAACUACAGUUACAAUUUUGGUCACCCAACAGUAUCGAGUCUGGUCAGAUUGCGGGCUGCCAUGACUCGAGAUUGA